Oryzias melastigma (Indian medaka) is the source of this 2971-nucleotide messenger RNA. RefSeq names its product TNFAIP3 interacting protein 2 (gene tnip2). Gene Ontology annotation, molecular function: K63-linked polyubiquitin modification-dependent protein binding. Gene Ontology annotation, biological process: cellular response to lipopolysaccharide; regulation of transcription by RNA polymerase II. The record is from RefSeq and is a predicted model, not a curated record. NCBI's taxonomy places the organism in Eukaryota, Metazoa, Chordata, Actinopteri, Beloniformes, Adrianichthyidae. The coding region runs from base 832 to 2199 and encodes 455 amino acids. The transcript has 6 exons.
AACACCAGCAAAUAUAGACGUCAAAUUCAGCCAUUAAGAGAGCCAAACAGUCACUUUUUGUGACCUGGGCUGUCAGAGCUUCACUGCACGCGGAAGGGAUGGUGCGUUUAAUGUUAAUAGGGAAAGUAAAAAACCGGACCCAAAAGAGAAUCAACUGAGUGGGAAAUUUGCUCUGACAUCCUUCGAUGCUUUGAUGUUCCCUCGUGUCAGGUGUGUUGGAAACUCUGAGAAGUCCUCUGGGAAAUUAAUAAUGUUUUGAAGCCACACAUGGUGCCAAUUAGGCUAACAGCGCCCCCACGAUGGGUCGGAUAACGCAGUAAAACCAAAAGUAGGGUUGUUGUGUAAUUCAUAUAUAUAAUAUAUGACACACAAUACACAGUUAAGACAGUUAUAUAUUAUUUAUGUCGGAUAAACUUUCUUUUUUUAUUUAAAAUGCGCUCGCUUCUUUGAAAAGUUCAAAUGAGCGACGGACUUGAACGCAGCAGUUGCGUUUGUACUCGGAACUUUUUUUUUUUUUUUAAAUACAGAUUUAUAGUUUGUCAGAACUCUGCCAAAAGAAAAAAAACGCGCGUAAACCCUUGUUUUUUCCACCAAUGGCGCUCAACAAAUCCGUUUGAGAGAUGGCAGGCAUGGCUCCGUUUUGACGAAGCUGAAAAAAGUCCGCGGGGAAGUUCCCUUUAGGAAAUCCCCGACACUGAAAUACCAAAAUCUCCGACAGAAUUUACCCUCUCAGAGUAUUUCUGAACACCAGCGAGCACGGCCAGAAGGUGUCAAAUGCUGGAUUCUUAGAGCGACUUCAACCCCGUCUGUCAAACCGAACCGAGCCAGGACAUGGAUAACCCCAGCGUUAAAGCAGAUAUCGACGUGGCCAGGGAGAAGACGCGGAGCUUCAGCGUGCUGAAUACGCUUUACCACGAGAAGCGCCAGGAAAUCGAGCUUCUCCACAAGCAAAUCAACGUCAAGGACAACAUCAUCGCAGAUUUAAAAGCCCGGCUAGGGCGGUACGAGAGGAUCUACAUGACGGUGGGGGAUAACGAGCCCGUGCUCGUCGGUCCGUCCAACUCUUUGGUGGAAAGUUUAGUGAAAGAAAUCAUCAAAGUGAAGCAGAAGAGGAAAGACACGGACCUGAAGGCAGCGCGACAGGCUGAGGAGAUCCAGAGGCUGAACACGUUACUCAGGGAAAAAGAGCUGGAGCUGGAAAGAGUCCGGUGUCAGCCGGACCACGAAAAGGACCAGGAGAUCCAAAGGCUCCAGACGGCCCUGUCAGAAAAGGAGCAGACCGAAGCCACCAGAUCCGUUCUCUGCACGUCCCUGGCCGAGGAGGCCGACCAGCUCCGUGGCCAGCUAGGGGCUACUGUGAAGGUGUGCCAGGAGCUGCUGGGCAGGCUGGAAGAGAAAAGGGGAGCAAGAGGAGUGAUGGAGGAGAUCCCCCAGCAACAAAAAGUGAAAGAGCCAUCGGACUUGUCGGACUCUACUUCAAUUAAAUCUCAAAUUCGUCAACUACAGGAAGAGAAUCAACAGCUAAAGCAACGUGUGGAAUAUGUGCAGGGCCUGAACUCUCAGUGGCAGAAGUACGACUCCAGCAGAGAGGACUACAUCCGUGGUUUGUGUCAGAGGCUGAAGGAGAGCAGCGGGCAGGGGUUCGUGCCGCUCGUGGGCCCCGUCAGCUCAGGCCUACUUCAGCAGGAGAUUUCUCGCCUCAACACCUUACUGGAGGAGAAGAUACGGGAGUGCACCCGGCUGGAGAGGGAGGUUGAGGAGGUCGGGAGACAAAACCAGGAGAGGGUCCAAACGCUGGAGCAGCAGGUUCUCAUCUAUGCCGAAGACUUUAAGUCAGAGCGUGCUGACAGAGAGAGAGCACAAGGUCAAAUCGAAGAUCUAAAGGAGCAGAUCUCCCAGUUGAAACAGCAGCUACACAAGCAGCAAGGUGCAAACAGAGAGAGCAGAGACGUGGUUCCCUUGUGUCGCGUCCACAUAGGACACCGGAUCUCGUCCAAGCGGAGUAAGGACUCUCCGGAGCCUCUGUUGAGGAGCUCUGCCGAGAGGCAGCAGGCACCAGCGGCUGCUGCGGCGAAGCCGAGCUCGGCCUGGAUGAGCCCGGGCCUGUCGGAGCUGCAGUGCCCGCAGUGCCUCGCCAGGUUCAACGACACAGACGCUGCGGAGUACCUGAACCAUUGUGAAGAGUGCGCUCGACUAUAAACGCGACAUGGUCAAGAACGCUUUCUGACCCCUUUUGAACACUGAAAAGCUGCACUACAAUGCAAAAAAAGAAAUCAUUCAGGAUGGGGAUUCCAAUUCAGAGACAUUUGACUGUAAAGGAACCAACGAAAUCAGUCAGCUUCCUUCAAAGAGUUUUUAUUUUUAAUGAUGUAAAACCAAAAUGCACCCCCAGUUUUUCUUGAGAAGUCUGUACAUUUGAUUUGGGUGAGUGCAUGGAAACCCCACGUCGUUUUCUGAGAGUUCUCUCGGUGAGCUGCAAGAAUUUAUUGCAGUAGGAGGAGAUUUGUCAAUGCAAUAUCCAAUCCAAUGAUAUAUAUACCUCAAUAUGUCCAAUUACAUUUACAAAACAUUGCACUUUCUUGACAUUUAGCCCAAAAACCAAACAUUGGAUUGUAAGAUUUAGGGAAAGGAUGUAUAAGCUUCUCUUUAUUAUUAUUAUUAUUUUUUAAUCUAGACACCUAAUUGUUUAUGUGGUGCUAUUUUAUUCUAUUCUCUUUUUAAUUGAACAUUUUCUGUUUAAAUAAUUACAUAAAAAUUUAUUUUUUUAAUGACAAGUGUAACUAAAUUGGUAUUUAUUCUGUUUGGAAGACGGGAAUCCUUUAAGUGCAAUCUUUUGCCUUUUUUAAUCCCAUCAAAGCCCUAUAUAUUCAAAAACUGUAAAAAUAUGUACAGAUUUUAUUCAAACUGACAACAGUCCUAUAUUUUAAGAUGUGCAUUAUUUUUGUAAUAAAAAACAGAAAACUUUUUCUAA